Messenger RNA from Trypanosoma brucei brucei TREU927, 300 nucleotides. RefSeq lists its product as hypothetical. The coding region runs from base 1 to 300 and encodes 99 amino acids. Lineage: Eukaryota; Euglenozoa; Kinetoplastea; Trypanosomatida; Trypanosomatidae. The record is from RefSeq and is a predicted model, not a curated record. The transcript has a single exon.
AUGAAUGGAAAUUUAAAGAAAUACCGCAAGUUGUCGCCGUGGAUCGUGCAUAACCCCUCUUGCGCCAAAAGUCACCGAAACCCCGCAUUAUCUUCGCGCUGUGCCCACGGCAGGCGGUUAGCAAAUCAAAAAAAAAAGGGAAAAGCCAAUUAUUAUCAUUUAUUUAUUCCGUCGGAGGAAACAACGAAAAGGAAGGAAAAUCAAAAGAAACUGCGGAUAAUACCGAUUGCUUUGCCCGUUACUGGUGGUUUAAUUGUGGUCAUAAGGCACCAAAUACGGAAGGAGCCGCAGCGCCCUUGA